GAGGUGAUAACAAUGGCUGCAUUUUGCAGUUUGAAGAAUUUUUGUGAAUAUGAAACUUCUAAAGUUGUCCGUUUUCAGAGCGUUUCCUAUGGGAGUUUGAAAUGGACCUUCCAUAUGGUUGUCUUCCUGUAUGUUUGUUAUGUGCUUGUCACCGACAAACGAUAUCAGAAAAAGGACUCUGUGAUCAGCUCAGUUCAUACUAAAGUGAAAGGAGUAGUUCAAACUGACUCAAGAAUCUGGGACACGGCCGAAUACACUAUUCCCAUGCAGGGAAUAGACUCUUUUUUCGUGAUAACCAACAUAAUUAUGACAGAAAAUCAGUUUCAAAGUGUUUGCCCUGAGUACCCCAUUGCCAAAGCUGUCUGCUCUUCAGAUGCGAGCUGUGAAAAAGGACACAUGAACCCCCAGAGUAAUGGAGUUCAGACAGGAAGAUGUGUAAAGUAUAAUGCAACAAUUAAAACCUGUGAAGUCUCUGCCUGGUGCCCUGUGGAAUCAAUGAAAGGUGCCCCAGUGCCUGCCAUUCUGAAGAGUGCUGAAAACUUCACAGUACUAAUAAAGAACAAUAUCCACUUCCCAAAAUUUAAUCACACUGCAAGAAACUUUUCACCAAAAUUGAAUAUUUCGUGCACAUUCAACAAGAUAACUGCACCAGGCUGCCCAAUUUUCCAGCUGGGAGGUAUUCUCCAAGCAAUAGGAGAAAAUUUUUCAGAGAUGGCAAUUCAGGGUGGAAUCAUGGGCAUUGAGAUUAACUGGGACUGUAACCUGGACAAAUGGUUCUACCGCUGCAGUCCAAAGUACAGUUUUCGUCGCCUUGAUGACAAAACAACGCCUGAAUACCCUGGUUACAACUUCAGAUUUGCAAAGUACUACAAACGGCCCAAUGGGCAGGAGGAACGGACGCUGAUCAAAGCCUAUGGGAUACGAUUUGAUAUCCUUGUCUUCGGCACAGCUGGACGGUUUAACAUCUUUGAGCUGCUGGUGUACAUCGGGUCUGUGCUGUCCUACUUUGGCUUGGCUCAGUUCGUUAUUGAUUUUCUUAUUACUUCAUACACUUAUCCCUGCUGCAAAGCAUCCAUCAAGGAAUAUUACUUCAGGAAGAAGUGCGAGUCUGCUCUGGGGCCAAAAUGGACCCUGAUGUACGUGUCAUAUGUUGAUGACCCGCACAUUAUUCUGGUAGACAAACCGUUGAGCACAAGUCUGCAGAACGUUAAAGGCGAGAUUGUUCAGUUGCCAGGAGACACUGGGGCUUUUACUGACACAACCAAGCUCGCAGCACAGUGUUCCAACCGGGUCCCUGUCUUAGCAAAAGCCCAUGAGAUGCAACCCCUUAAAAGCGAAGGGCAAACGUCUCCAUCCCACGACCGCCCUUCUUGGUGCUGCUGUGGGAAAUGCCACCAAACACAGUCUUUCCGGGAGCAGCUCUGCUGCCGAAGAAAAGAAGGGUCAUGCAUUACAACCUCGGCUUUGUUUGAGCAGCUCGUUCUUUCCAGAUCAGCACUGGAGUUUAUCCUGCUUUACAAAGAGCCCUUGUUGGACUUGAAUACUGACACCCUCAAUAACGAGCUUCGUCACUGUGCUUACAGACAGUAUAUUCACUGGCGUUUUGGCUCUGCUGAGGUGGAGAGCAGUGCCCUGAUACCAAGUUGCUGCAGGUGGAAGAUCAGAGAAACUUAUCCCAGUGAGGAUGGCAAGUAUGCUGGUUUAAAGAGGAAGAAUUAACCUUUAUUAAGCCUCUAUUAUAUAGCUCCAGAACAACAAUGCAGCUUAUUUCUCACAGUUAAACCCCCUUAAUUUAUCUUCGGAGACAUUUUUAAAAAGAAAAGCAUGUGAUUUCUCAGAAUCUGCUGCCGUAUGACUGAAUUCCGUAUUCUGUGUUAUUAAUGAGGCAGUAUUAGCUAAUGAUUAGUGCAGGAGGCUGGGAGUCAGGAGUCUUGGGUUCUGUUCCUCACUCCACCGCUGACACUCUCCGUGACCUCGGACAGGGCACAUAGCCCAUAGCUUUAAAAUCUUGCCCCAAUUUUUGCAUGCCCAGUAUUGGACACCUUGGCCCUGAUGUUCAGAGGUGCUGAGUACUCAACAUUCCAGCUGAAAACUAGACUGCACCAACAGCUACCUCAAGGUGAGAACCCAAACAUUCAAGGAACCAAAAGUAGAGGACAUUUGAAAAUUUGACCCGUAACUUCUUAGUGUCUCAGUUUCUCCAUCUGUCAAAUAGGGAUAAUACCUACCUACCUUAGUAAAAGGGCUUUUGAGCCUUGGAUGAAAGAUGCUUUAGAACUGCAGAGUAUUAUUGUUUGCUCAGGCUCGGUCCUGCAAAUCAUUAUUCAUGUGUGUUGUCUGUAGUCACACAAGCAGUCCUAAGGUCCAGAGAAUGGGCCUGCAGGAUUGAGCCCCUUGAGGGUGUAUUUCAUAGACAGAGUCCUGCACAAACUGUGUGGCAUUUCAGAUUCUUUCAGCUUUAUGGUUGAUCAAAUCUGUUACCAGAGGAAACCAGCUCACUUUGGGUGACGUUAGUAACACAGGAAAAGCAUUUUUAACCAUACAGUUAUGAUGUAGAUAGUAUCAGAGGGGUAGCCAUGUUAGUCUGGAUCUGUAAAAGCAACAAACCUCUCUGAUUGAACUAACCUCAUUAUCUCUAGCUUGCUUGCAUAUAUAUACCUGCCCCUGGAGAUUUCCACUCCAUGCAUCUGAUGAAGUGGGUAUUCACCCACGAAAGCUCAUGCUCCAAAACGUCUGUUAGUCUAUAACGUGCCACAGGAUUCUUUGCUGUUUAUGUAGAUAGUGCCCUUUUAAGCAUAAACUCAGGAAUUGAAAUGGACAACAUUUUUACUGCCUUUCUACCUUAUUUUCAGAAGCCUUGGAUCAAAUUCUGUUGACAUUUACUCUGGUGCUAAUUCAUGAUGUCAUUAUGGUGGUAUCUGUGUAACUGAGAGCAGACUUUAGCCUCAUGUUUGCUAUAAGUUCAUGUGGGGCCACAUACCGUUCAGGAUGCUCACUUAGCUUCCCAGUGAGUUGCAUAGCAGUAUGCAGUCUCAGGGCAGUAUAUGUGGCCCCGAGCCUGCAAAUAAAUGAUGGAUUAACUUGUGCAUUGAUUCCUAUUUUUUCUUGUGCUUUGACUCAAUCUGACUAGUUAUUUUUGCAGCAAUGCGGCAAGGUGGAUAUUAAUUAGUGUAUACUGGGCCAAUUUUAGCUCUGCAUUAUUGUAAAUCUGCGCAACUCCAUAGUUUAUGUUUUUAAUUUUGUACAUAUUUUUAAAACUGGUGUCUGGAAAAAUAUUCCAGCUCUAGUUGCAUUUCCAAUGGUAGUAUGUAUUAAUGGCACUGACAUUCAUGUGACAGCAUCUCAUUGCAGCUAUGGAUUGGGAUUGUGUUAUUUGUGUAAUGUUGGCACUGAUACAUUCCUGUACUAAUAUAUAUUGGUUAGCACACUUCCUUUGCUUUUGGAAAUACUGAUGUCGGAACAUGGAAUGUUUGUUUAGGACUGUCUUUUUAAGGACCUGUUAAAUACAUUCUUCUGCUCAUUCUGCAACCCUUGUUAUCUUGCCGUUAGUUUUGACUGAGUUUUUCCAUUAAUAAAUACAGUGUUUAAUCAAUCCAUA
This is a messenger RNA of Gopherus flavomarginatus (Mexican gopher tortoise), 3598 nucleotides long. RefSeq names its product P2X purinoceptor 7-like. NCBI's taxonomy places the organism in Eukaryota, Metazoa, Chordata, Testudines, Testudinidae. The coding region runs from base 13 to 1719 and encodes 568 amino acids. Gene Ontology annotation, biological process: monoatomic cation transmembrane transport; response to ATP. The transcript has 13 exons. Gene Ontology annotation, molecular function: ATP binding; purinergic nucleotide receptor activity; extracellularly ATP-gated monoatomic cation channel activity. Gene Ontology annotation, cellular component: nuclear inner membrane; plasma membrane. The record is from RefSeq and is a predicted model, not a curated record.